This is a messenger RNA of Nothobranchius furzeri (turquoise killifish), 3888 nucleotides long. RefSeq names its product complement C1q-like protein 2. Lineage: Eukaryota; Metazoa; Chordata; Actinopteri; Cyprinodontiformes; Nothobranchiidae. Gene Ontology annotation, molecular function: protein binding. The record is from RefSeq and is a predicted model, not a curated record.
GUGGAUGUGUGCUUUGACACAUAAACUGCAGUGCCUAAAUUUGACCACAAGAUGUUAUUAUGCACAUUUAAAGGAUCUGAAAUCAACAAUUAACCGGUCUUCCCCAAAUCUCAAGAUCCUAAUAAAUGUUGUAGUCCAUAGUGGUCAGCUCUGAGUCACGAACAGAUCUGCUGCUUCUGGUAAAUAGCAGGGAAUAAAGAGGGCAUUGUGUUUCUCUGCUCAAUGAAAGAUGUUUUCAAUAUUUGUCCCAAGACCAUCUAACACAGUGGUGUCCAACCCUGGUGGUGGUGGUGGUGGUGGGGAGGAUUGGGGUGAUAUUUGUGAAUAUUUGAAGAUUAAAAAUAAACAGGACCUGAGGCGUUCAGACAGCCGAUGUGGACUCAGCUGCACCACUUUGGGGGCAAAAUUCUUUUAUAUCCACCAGAAGCUCAGUGGCUAUUUAAACGUCCAAUAGUCUCAUGGUUCUGACUAAUCAAACUGUCAAAUAUUACUAAAUGAAGAUCUACCCCAACUUCAGAAGGGUUCUAAAUUUGAUCCAUAUCUGCGAGGGUUCUCCGGAUACUAUUUUAUCACUUGAUGCAGAGAAGGGAUUAGACUGAAUAAAAUGGCUACACUUACUUGAGAUGCUUAGGCAUUUGGGUUUUGGAGAGUAUUUUAGAUGAUGGACUGAGAUUUUAUUAGCCAAUUCCUCUGCAAAAAUAUCUACUAACGAACUUGUCUCUCAGCCGUUUGAAUUAACUUGAGUACAGGAUCACCUAUCUCUCCACUACUUUUUAUAAUAGCAAAGGAGCCUCUGGCGAUAUUAGAUCUCACUCCAGGAUUAAAAUUAUGAGGAUGGAACACAAAAUAGCAAUGUAUGCAGACAAUACCAUACUGUUUUAUCACAUCUUUCAGAAUCAAUACCAUCUGUAAGGGAGUUAGCGUCUCAUUUUGGCAGUUUUUCCGGAUUCAAAGUGAAUUAAGAAAAUUCCUUCAUCCUGUUCCUUAGUGAACAAGAAAGACUGAUGUGGUGUCUCAUCCAUUUGUAAGUAUUUAAUUAGUCGGGCACUAAAAUUACCCCAAAGAUUAACUAUCUCAGUUUGGCCAGUUAUGUUUAUUGAGCUAUCAGAAUUUACUUCCAGAAGAACUACAACAGAGGUGUGACCAAGUCACUGCUUUGCAAGUCACAAGUAAGUCACAAAUCUUUUCAGUCAAGUCUCGAGUCAAAUCCAAGUCAAAGACAACCAAGCCCAAGUCGAGUCCAAAGUCAGCGAUGAGGACGUCCAUGUCAAGUCCAAGACCUUAACUUUGAAUUUUCAAGUCAUAAUCAAGUCAUCUGUCCAACUUCAAUUUAAUGACAAUGAUAAUAAAUAAAUUCAAGAAAUAAAGCUUCUUAAAGCUUCAUUUAUUUGCUCAAACAAGCAGAAAGUGCAACUGAAACUGAUUAUAAACAAAGUGCUGCUGAAAGUUAGGAUUAAAAAGGGACAUUUCAUUUACUUAUCUGACUGGAUUUAAAACUUCCAUCAUGUUUACAGGGACUCGGGUCGUAAUCUGAACACAGACUCAGUGAUUCUUCUGCUGCCACUGUCAGUGGAGGAGAACCUUAGUCCAAGUAGUAAUAGACUCCCCUGCUGCUUGAUGCAGACAAACAAAAACCGCUGGAAGCCUCUUUCUGCUCUGAGAUCCACAGUGUCACCCACGCCCAAACAAAUCAUCACCCUGUCAGCUGUGUGAGGCCGAGUUAAAGUGGCACCGCCCUGAGUGAUGCCACCACUGCUCUCUCUUUUUACUGGACACAUUCGCUCCCCUCAGAUUCACCAUCACAUCCUAAAGCUCAUCUCUCAGACUCUGCCGUGGAAGAAAGUUGUCAUCGCAGUCACAGACAUCGCCAUGUUUUUGAUUCUUAUCAUAGCAGUUACCCUGAUGGUUCAAAACGCCAAGGCCGAUGCUCGUUAUGAGAUGAUGGGAACCUGCCGUAUGAUCUGUGACCCUUACAAUCGCAAAUUGAGUGCUACUGAAGUCCUGCAGGACCUGACCUCUGUUCCAUCAACUGCCUUUGUACAAGAGACAAAAGGUGAAACGGGUCAACCAGGAAAACCUGGGCCAAGAGGGCCACCAGGAGAACGAGGACCACCUGGUCCAAGAGGGCUGCCAGGUCACAGAGGAGACUCUGUCAAGGUGGGAAAUCCGGGAAUAUUAGGCACAAAACUGGAUGAAACUGGCGAAGAGCUGAGCGUUGGUGCUCAAGGAACAAGAAUCGCCUUUUAUGUGGGUCUGAAAAACCCCCACGAAGGAUAUGAAGUGUUGCAUUUUGAUGAUGUUGUCACAAAUUUGGGAAAUAGCUAUGACCUGGCAACUGGAAAGUUUACAUGCAAGGUGUCUGGGAUUUAUUUUUUCACCUAUCAGGUGUUGAUGCGCGGAGGAGAUGGAACAAGCAUGUGGGCAGAUUUAUGCAAAAAUGGACAGGUCCGAGCCAGUGCCAUUGCACAGGAUGCUGACCAGAACUACGACUCUGCCAGCAACAGCGUCGUCCUGUAUCUGGAUUCUGGGGAUGAGAUUUAUGUCAAACUGGAUGGUGGGAAAGCGCAUGGUGGGAACAACAACAAAUACAGCACCUUUUCUGGUUUUCUUUUAUACCCAGACUAAUGUUGAACAUUAGAUUGAGUCCUCCGCAGAGGAAGACUUCAGCUUCACUGUUAAAGUAUAAUCCAACUAAAGUAUUUAGUUACUUAAAAAAAAGACUUUAGUUGGAUGACGUGUCAUCUAAAUAGCAUCAGACAAAAAGUUCACGGGAAAAAGUUUAUCAGUAAGAAGGGCCUAAGGAAAAAGGUUGUUUUGCCUGUUAAACUUUUGUCUGACAGACUUUUUCCUGACCUUCUUUUCAGAUCCCUCUGUGUCUAAUGGCAUCAGAAGUCCGAUGUCUGACACAUGAGGAUGUCCUAACAUAUAUACCAUACAGCUAGUUGGAGUCUUCAUUUGGUACCAUUCGAGUACAUUUGAAAUUUUGGCAAGGCAUUUUAUGGCAGGCUGGGUCACAAAGAGCUGAUGCUGUAGAUGUAAGAAAAUCCUGACUGUUGUCCAAUUUUUCAUCAGUUAUAUAUUUUAACCGUUUAAAAUUGUAGCAACCUGAACAACACCUAAAACCAGUUUCCCCGAGAAAUGUAAUUUUGUUGUUUUUGAAAUAAGAUCAGCCACUCCAACCCCUCCCUUCCGCCAGAUGCGUGAGAGGUGUGUGACAUAAUAAAGACGUUUUACCCACAACAGGCAGCGUUUCAGAUGUGAAACAGCAUUCCACACAGCUGGUCCCAUGAGGUCACAAAAUCACGGGAGAAUUACAACUCUGCACGUGAUUUUGGGAAUCCACGUAAUAACAAGCAAGGAGAAAAUCUGCAUGGCUGCAUGUAUCCAAAAAGGUCUAUGGUUAAUUUCUGUUCCUUGUCUAUGGUAGAUCUCCUCGUGUGAUUCUGGCUCUUGGUACUGGACUCGAUACAUUUCUGUAACAUGGAAAACAGUCACAAGGAUACUUUGGGCUAAAACAACAAAUAAAACUUUCUAAUUUUAUUCUGACACAAAAUUCCUAAUGUUUUUACCACCAGGGAGUAAGCACACACACAGGGAAUGUCCACUACUCUAUUUUGUCAAAUGCAUUUAGCACAGCUUUAUGCAAGAGCAGGCAAACAGCUCAACAUGACAUCUGACUGGUUAGUAAUCAACUUCAAAAGCAACAGUAGUAAAAUCAGAACUGAAUACUCACAUUCAUCUGAGAGCUGAAACCCUCAACUUUUGUUAGGAAUCUUUCAUUGGGUGGAUGGAGAGAAAAGGCUCAUAAAAUCUUGAUCAUGGACGUUCACUUUCUUCUUCUGCUGGUUCUGCCAGGCGGCCAUCCUUUCUGUCCCGAGGUCCAACUGA